CACCACACCACAGCUUGUAGGCUGCCCCUGUGUUCACCUGAGGACUGAAGACAGAAGAGGCAGCAUGGAUUUGGUGUCCUCCGUCCUAUCCACACUUUCUCUUCCCCGCAUCUCCAUUCUGGCCCCAGACCCUUCUCAGUCUGACUCCUGUCCCUCUCCUCCUCCCACUCAGCAUACUGACGCUCUGUGUGGCAACUGCCCCCCCGCUGGUUCUGCCCCACAGGCUAACAGCCUCUGGCCCACUCAGCCCACUGGAGCUACCUUCCCCACAUGGCCAGGACAGCCCACGCAGCCCACUCAGCCCACCCAGCCCGCUCCGUGCUGGACCGGCCAGCCAAACACACCCUGCUGGACUGGGAUGCAACCAUUUCCGGUCUCUGUCCCUCCCCCAGCCCCGAUUACAGUCCCUGCCCCUGCUCCGGCCAUAGCACCAGCACCAGCUCCUGCACCUGCCCCAGCUGUAGUCCCAGCUCCGGUUCAGGCUCCAGCUCCGACUCCAGUUCCAGGACAACCCUGUCAGCCCUGCUGGCCCGGUCAGUACCAGCCUCUACCAGCUCCAGUUCAAGCUCCAGUUCCAGCUCCAGCUCCAGCUACCACAGGCUUGACCCCUGUCCCGGUCCCAGCACCUGCCCCCAGCAUCCACCCUAAUAUACAGGGGUGGCCUGCUCACGCUGGCUGGCCCUACAACCCAGGACAGUCAGGAUGGCCUGGACAGAAUCCAUCUAUGAUGCCCCCACACUGGCUCCCACCCACAUCUGGACCACUAAGUGUGCCAUACAAUCUGAACCUGGCCCGAGGAGUCUACGACAAAAUGAUGAUGACAAUUUUGGGUCAUGUCAAACCAAACGCUAAAAUGUUCACCGUGAACUUUCUGAGAGGCAAUGACAUUGCUUUUCACAUUAAUCCGCGGUUCAGCGAGGGGGGCAAACAGGUGGUGGUCCGUAACCACAAAGUGGGAGAGCGCUGGGGUAUAGAGGAGAGGGACCUGAAGGGACCCUUCCCCUUUGCUCUCGGGAGCCCCUUUGAGAUGAAGAUCCUGUGCUCACAUGACUCGUUCAGGGUGGCAGUGAACAACAUCCCGCUGUUUGAGUUCCGACACCGUGUUAGAGAGCUUAAUCAGAUCGACAGAAUCAACAUCUUGCACGAUGUCGUCCUUACCUAUGUCAACGUGGAGACACUUCCAUAAAAAACAUGACACAGACCUGUAUAUGAGUGUCUUACAUGCAAACACAAAUGCAUACAAACAAGCACACAUCAUUUAGAUGCUCCAAAACUUUUUACAAAACUAAAACCUUCCUGUGUUUGAUCAUGGACUGAGCAAGUUGAUGUGUUAGUUUGUAAUGUGAUAUUAAUCAUUUGAGCUGAGCUCAUCCUAUAAUGUACCAAACACACACAUAAUUAACCAUAUAAUACACGAAGUGUUGUUUUUCAGGAUACCACUGCUAUUAAUCAUUUAUAAUCUUUUCUGUACAUGGGUAAUUUGCUACUAACAGAGUAAUAAUGUACAAAUAUUGUUUGAUGACACUGGAGCUGAUUAGAUGGCUCAUUUGUCAUGGUUCUGUUUACUGUUAAUGCUCAUCAAUAUAAUUAUGACUCAAUAAAACAAAAAAUCCUGUUUGAUGAAUUAUUAUUUUUUUAUUUAUUCAAGUCGAAAGAACAGGGACAGAAUAAAGAGUGAAAUCAGAAGUAUGCAAUUAACAAAUAUAGAUUACAAAUGCAUAAAGAAAUGAUAACUAGUAACAACUGGUGAGUGAUUUCUCAACAUUUCUGAUCCAGUAUUUUAUCAGUUACAUGUAUUUUCAUGUGUGACUUUGACUAUGUGUUCUCUUAUUGUAACAUCACCAUUUUAUUCUUCAACAUGUGGCAUUUGAUUAUUUUUAACACAAGUACAAAAUUUUAUU
Messenger RNA from Sphaeramia orbicularis (orbiculate cardinalfish), 1901 nucleotides. RefSeq names its product galectin-3. Lineage: Eukaryota; Metazoa; Chordata; Actinopteri; Kurtiformes; Apogonidae. Gene Ontology annotation, biological process: negative regulation of endocytosis; positive regulation of calcium ion import; neutrophil chemotaxis. The transcript is spliced from 6 exons. Gene Ontology annotation, molecular function: laminin binding; IgE binding; disaccharide binding. Bases 65 to 1186 code for a protein of 373 amino acids. The record is from RefSeq and is a predicted model, not a curated record. Gene Ontology annotation, cellular component: cytoplasm; nucleus; immunological synapse.